AUGGAACUGCCACCCUUUGACAUGUGGAAAGACUACUUCAACCUGAAUCAAGUGAUCCUGGCUUUGAUUCAGGACAGCAGUCAAAGGCUAGAGGUCAAGAAGACUGAGGAAUCCACCCCAAGACCCCAGCAGAAGUGGGAUCAGGGGCUGGGUGUCUCUGGGGCCCUGGAUGCCCUGUGCAACUUCUGCAAACAUAAUGGAGAGUCUCGUAAUGUCUAUGCCUCACACCAGCUGAAGACACCGGACGGUGUGGUGGUGUGUCCCAUCCUGAGGCACUAUGUGUGUCCCCUCUGCGGGGCCACUGGGGACCAGGCUCACACACUCAAGUACUGUCCACUCAACGGCAGCCAGCAAUCUCUCUAUCGUCGCAGUGGACGCAACUCGGCUGGCCGCAAAGUCAAGCGCUAA
Molecule: messenger RNA, 408 nt
Organism: Nannospalax galili (Upper Galilee mountains blind mole rat)
Lineage: Eukaryota; Metazoa; Chordata; Mammalia; Rodentia; Spalacidae
Gene: Nanos2
Product: nanos C2HC-type zinc finger 2
Exons: 1
Coding region: 1-408 (135 amino acids)
Biological process (GO): oogenesis; negative regulation of translation
Cellular component (GO): perinuclear region of cytoplasm
Molecular function (GO): mRNA binding; zinc ion binding
Source: RefSeq, a predicted model, not a curated record